Messenger RNA from Oncorhynchus gorbuscha (pink salmon), 1038 nucleotides. Its product is annotated as BTB/POZ domain-containing protein KCTD19-like. Lineage: Eukaryota; Metazoa; Chordata; Actinopteri; Salmoniformes; Salmonidae. The record is from RefSeq and is a predicted model, not a curated record. The transcript is spliced from 7 exons. The annotation marks the transcript as partial.
AUGACUCGAGCCUUCUCUGACUCGUUGCUUUUCAAAGACACGACUUCCGGUCAGAAACCACGGUGGUUUAUCGACAGAGACGGAUGCACAUUCAGACAUGUACAUUAUUAUCUACAAACGGGGAAACUAGCUACAUCAUGUGUGUCAGAAUUAAAUAUUUUAUAUGAGCUUACCGCAGGUUUACGUCUAACGUCACUGCUACAGGCCUUAGAGAACCUCCAGUCAGGGAAGCAUUUCCUGCGAGACCGGCCAGUAGACCUGCAGGUGACUGAGAGAGCCACCCUGAACUACUGGAAGACCAGAAUCUGUAACACCAGAGAACCUGAACCCAUAGUCAGCCCAGUGUCCUCAGUUCAUGACGCGGUACCCCUGGGUCUGGUGGGGACUCCUCUGGUCGACGGUGACGAGGAGGUGCGGUACUGCUUCGUUCCCAUGGAGACGGUCCGCCUGUACCCCGCCCUGGUGACGCCUCACAACCUGCUGUGGCUGUGUGACGACCUGGUCGUCAUCGAGUGUGACAGCUCUCUCUUCAGAUUCAUAGCUAAUUACCUUCAGACCGGAAACAUCUUCCUGCCAGAGGACUUCAGUGAUCAUGACAGGUUGAACCAGGAGGCCGGAGCCGCUGGCAUGACAGACUUCCUGGAAGAGUUACAGAAACGACCCGAAUUGAUUGGUGAUGACAUCAUGCAGCCUCAAGAUGGCUGCCCUCAGAUGAAGCAACAGCAACAACAGCAGCAGCAUCAGUUGUCCCCUCAACCUCUGUACAUUAUGACCUUUGACCUGUUGGUGAGGUACCAGGACUCGGCUCUGGGACAGCUCUGUGUGGACAGUAACGUGGAGGGCAGCAGGCUGCAUCUCUCUGGCAACGGGGUGGUCUUCCAGCACGUGGAGAACUGGUUAGGGACGAGUCGUGUCCCGCUGACAGAGAGGCAGUGUGAGCUGCCGGGGUUGUGUGAGUACCUGGACAGGCAGGAUGAGGCCUACCACACCUUCAGAGAUGCACUGUGGGAGUUCCUACACAGGACCAGAGGCAGUGAG